ACUCCAUUGUGUGGGGCGAGUGUGGACAGAGAGAGGAGCAGAUGUUGUCUGCUUAAGGGGAUGGCAAUCCCAAUCCAGUCCUUGACCAGGAGCUGUCCUGUCACUGGGAUUGAGAGGAGCCCGGGGCACCAGGUCCAGGACUCUGCCUCAGUCCGUGGUGCUUCUCUCCCCAAGCUUCCUGCACCCCGCCCAGCUUGAGUCAAUGUGGAAGAAGAUUGUGAGACCAAACACAGGCUAGACAAGGAAGUGAAGAGGCCUCAAAAAGCAGAAGUGGGCUGUGGAGACUGGACCUUCUGUGAGGAGGCUUGAAAUUGUCCCCCCUCUGGAACCUGGCAUUGCUGUAGGUGAUGUCCCCCCUCAGGGGCCUGGCAUUGCUGUGGGUGACGUCUGUGCUGCAGACAUGACCCCGAGAGACGGGAGGCCUUGGCUGCCUGUAGCUCUGCUCCUUCUGCAGGUCCCAGGUUGUUGGUGUCUCAGUGGCCCCACCUCCAUGACGGGCACCGUGGGGGGAUCCCUGAGCGUGCAGUGUCAGUACGAGGAGAAAUUCAGAGAGAUUGCCAAAUACUGGUGCAAGAGCCCAUGUUUGGGGGAUAUUGUGAAGAUUGAAAAGUCAGACAAAGAAGUGAGGAGCGGCCGGGUGUCCAUCAGGGACCAUCCUGCAAACUUCACCUUCACAGUGACCUUGGAGAACCUCACAGAAGGUGAUGCAGGAACAUACCGGUGUGGGAUCGAUACAUCAUGGCUCCCAGGAUAUAUGAUCGACCUCACCUUCCGUGUUGUGGUGUCUGUGACCCCAGGCCCCAGCUCCGUGAGGCCCACCAGCACCCCAGGUCUUCACAGGACGCUGCCAGUCCCCACGUGGGGCACCGCGACUCUGGAGGAGACCCCCAAUCCCAGACAAUAUCCUGGGUCCCUGCUCGGCAGCGUCCACUUCCUGCUCCUCAUUCUCCUGAAGGUGCCCCUGUUUCUGAUUAUGCUCAGUGCCGUCCUCUGGGUCAACAGGCCUCAGUGGGCAGUUUGUGGGACACAGAGUCGGCCUGAUGAAGACAACUUGCGGCCCUCCUUGAGCAUCGAUAUCCUGUCCAGAGACACCGCCACUCAGACUAGAGGAGGAAGAACUUCUGGCCCCAAACCUACCUCUUCCCACCUAUUGCCAAAAACGGGUAAAAAUAAAUAAAUAAAUAAAUAAAUAAAUAAAUAAAUAAAUAAAUAAAUAAAUAAAUACUUGAAAAAAGCAAUGAAAUACAUGACACACACAAGUAGAUGUGCGUGGUGGUUUGCUGGGGAGAAUGGGGGAAGCACUCCCUAAGACUCUGAACUUGGCAGUAGAGAGCGCCAAGUUGGCCAGGGGAGCCCAGGGUGAGGGAGGGCCUGCUUUUUGGUGACCUUGCCCUCCUGAGAACCCCCAGUGCAACCCCUCAACUCAACAAUCCUUCCUUUCUCCA
This is a messenger RNA of Mirounga angustirostris (Northern elephant seal), 1445 nucleotides long. Its product is annotated as protein CD300H-like. Gene Ontology annotation, cellular component: plasma membrane. Lineage: Eukaryota; Metazoa; Chordata; Mammalia; Carnivora; Phocidae. Bases 401 to 1177 code for a protein of 258 amino acids. Gene Ontology annotation, molecular function: transmembrane signaling receptor activity. The transcript is spliced from 4 exons. The record is from RefSeq and is a predicted model, not a curated record.